AUGCUGGGAGCAAUCCUUUCGUCCUACGCUGAGGACGAUGAGAGUCCGUCAGCCCCAACAUCGGCCACAGCGGGAGGCAAGGAUGGUUCAGGUCCCGGCAGUUGGACAGGCUCAGCUUCGAGCAUUCAACCGGAGUUCUCAACCUCGCGCACGAAACCCCCUGUGAACCUCACUCGAUUGCAGAUGUGUUGCCCCACAAUUGUUGGGGCGGGGGACCGAUCCGGUUCCUCGGUGACCGCGCAUGAUCUCUUUGCGAAACCAACAUCGUUCGCGAACUCUUUGCGAACGUCGUCGAGUCUGCCGUUCCCUGUUCCCAAGAGCGAAGGGAAGUUCGAGUCUGCUGUGGGGGGUUCCACGCCUGCGUCUUCACGGGUCCCGAGCGAGGGAGACGGAAAAGGCAAAAGCGACAGCCGACUUCCCGUGCCGCAGGCAGCACCCUCUCCAGACGUUGUGUUGGGGCCCGAUAAUGUGCCGCUUCUCCAGUACGGCCGCGGUGUCUUCACGAAUGCGGAAGAGGAAGACCUCGAGGAAUUUCGACAGCUAAAGCUCCAGCAGCAUCGUCGGAAAAAGGCAAGGGAAAACCUACAUGCGAACUCGUCUCCCGAGGCCGACGGCUUACCGCCGCCGAGCAGCCGCGGGCAAGCGCUGCUUCGGAUGCUUCCCAAGCCCCAAAGCGGGACUGCCGGCGGUGGCGCCCAGGGGGACGGCUGGAACUUGUCAGCACUCCGGCUCGGGCGAGCUAAGGGCUUUGGAAACAAUGGCGAGGGUCCGAGAACGCGUGCGCCAGGGAACGCGUUGAAGCGAGUCAAGGAGAUAGAGGACGGGGCUCGCGACAGGGCGUCGGCAGCAGAUGCCGCCUCAGGUGAACCCGACGGGGCUGUGGAGGCGGAGAACCCACCCAAACAAAGGCGGCUGCUCCUGGAGGUUUCGGACGGUGCCGAGGAGCGGGGCGGUGAUGAGGGGGGAGGCGACGACGAGGGAGACGAAGCGGAGAGUGGGUCAGGCCCCCUGUUUUCUCUCUUCUCAGCGUACAAUGAAGACGACAACGACGAGUCACCGACCGCUGCGCCUGUGAAAACAGAACCCAUCACGCCCUUGCCGGCGCGCGCCGGUGUCGCUGAGCCGUCGGGCGCGCUUGGGUCGGGGUCUCUGAAAACGAACUCCGAAGUCAACACGAUCGCCGAGAUCGCACAGGCCGCAGCCCCGCUCUACGGGCCGGAAGCUCCGAGCGAAGACGUCGUCGCAGCGGAUGUGUGGGGCAGCGCAGCAGACGCAGGACUCGGCACCGACGGAGAAUUUGGCCAGCCGCAAAUGAUGGAAGGCAUGUCUGUGAGAGAGUAUCGAGAGCUGCAGCAAGCACGCGUGGGAGUUCUGUCAGGAGACGCUUUGAGGGACCCAAACUGGCAAAUGAAUGCGCAACUCUACGGGGCGACUGCACAAAAGAAACGGGAAAAACUGACCAUCACGACAAACGUGUGGAGUGCAAAGGACAAGGGCGUCAUCCAAACGCAGGAGCCUCGCGGCAUGCAGAAGCGAAAGCACCAGAUCAACUGGCUGGCGGCGGAGGCCGCGGAGAAGGAGCUGGAGAUGUGGGAGAUGCUCUCGAAGAAUCGACAGAACAAAUACCAAACUGCAAUGAAAUACGGGUGGUAG
Molecule: messenger RNA, 1653 nt
Organism: Neospora caninum
Lineage: Eukaryota; Apicomplexa; Conoidasida; Eucoccidiorida; Sarcocystidae
Exons: 4
Coding region: 1-1653 (550 amino acids)
Cellular component (GO): nucleus
Source: RefSeq, a predicted model, not a curated record